Molecule: messenger RNA, 927 nt
Organism: Sarcophilus harrisii (Tasmanian devil)
Lineage: Eukaryota; Metazoa; Chordata; Mammalia; Dasyuromorphia; Dasyuridae
Product: olfactory receptor 4C46-like
Exons: 1
Coding region: 1-927 (308 amino acids)
Biological process (GO): G protein-coupled receptor signaling pathway
Cellular component (GO): membrane
Molecular function (GO): olfactory receptor activity; G protein-coupled receptor activity
Source: RefSeq, a predicted model, not a curated record
AUGGAUAAUGGAAACAAUGUGACUGAAUUUAUCCUAUUGGGACUUACAGAGAAUCCAAAGAUGCAGAAAAUCAUUUUUGUUGUAUUUUUUAUCAUCUAUGGUAUUACAAUGGUAGGUAACACACUCAUUGUCAUAACCAUCAACAUCAGCCCAACCCUGAAUUCCCCCAUGUACUUUUUUCUUGCCUAUCUGUCCUUUAUUGAUGCUUGUUAUUCUUCUGUUAACACACCUAAACUCAUUAUAGACUCACUCUAUGAAAAGAAAACCAUUUACUUCAAUGGUUGCAUGACCCAAGUCUUUGGAGAACACUUCUUUGGAGGGGCAGAGGGCAUUCUCCUUACAGUGAUGGCCUAUGACCGCUAUGUAGCAAUUUGCAAGCCCCUGCACUAUGUGAGCAUCAUGAAUUGGCGUGUGCGUUAUCUCUUGGUGGGUGUGGUAUGGAUAGGAGGCUUAAUCCAUGCAACCAUACAGAUGUUGUUCCUGAUCCAAUUACCCUUUUGUGGUCCCAAUGUCAUCGAUCACUUUAUGUGUGAUUUAAAUCCUUUGCUGAACCUUGCUUGUGCUGAUACUCACACCCUUGGCCUUUUUGUUGCAGCCAACAGUGGUUUUAUCUGUUUUUUAAACUUCCUCCUCUUAAUGGUUUCCUAUGCUGUCAUCCUGAGUUCUCUCAAGACUCACAGUGUGGAGGGGAGACGCAAAGCCCUCUCCACCUGCGGUUCCCACAUCACUGUGGUUGUCUUAUUCUUUGUCCCGUGCAUUUUUAUCUAUAUGAGGCCUGCGACAACCUUUUCCAUGGAUAAAGCUGUUGCAAUUUUCUACACAAUUAUCACCCCCAUGUUAAACCCUUUAAUCUACACACUGAGAAAUAACCAAAUGAAAAAUGCCAUCAGGAAAUUAUGCAGUCAAAAGGAGACUCUGGUUACCUAG